AUGAGAGAUUGCGAAGCGGCGAGUCAUCCCGUUCUCUUUCAUUGUGAUUUGUUGAAGUCCUUGAUGGAGCAGCGAAAGCUUGUGGUUUUGGGGAUUCCGUGGGAUGUCGAUACCGAAGGAUUAAGGGAAUAUAUGAGCAAAUUUGGGGAGCUAGAAGAUUGCAUUGUCAUGAAGGAGCGGUCAACUGGAAGGUCUCGAGGUUUUGGAUAUGUUACAUUUGCUUCAGUGGAUGAUGCUAAGGAAGUAUUAUCAAGUGAACAUAUUCUUGGUAAUAGGACGCUGGAAGUCAAAGUAGCCACACCGAAGGAGGAAAUGAGGGCACCGGUAAAAAAAGUUACUAGAAUAUUUGUAGCCAGGAUCCCACAAUCAGUAACAGAAGCUACUUUCCGAAGUCAUUUUGAGACAUAUGGAGAUAUAACAGAUCUGUACAUGCCAAAGGAUCAAGGCUCCAAAACACAUCGUGGAAUUGGUUUCAUCACUUUUGCAAGUGCAGAUUCUGUGGAAAAUUUGAUGUCAGAAACCCAUGAAUUAGGAGGUUCUGCGGUGGUGGUUGAUCGAGCUACUCCAAAGGAUGAAGACUUUAAGCCAACUGGCAGCAGAAUGCCGCCACAAGGAGGAUAUGGUGCAUACAAUGCUUACAUUUCUGCAGCCACUAGAUAUGCAGCACUUGGUACUCCUACUUUGUAUGACCAUCCUGGCCCAAUUUAUGGACGGGGAGAGCCUGCUCGGAGAACUAGUAAAAAAAUUUUUGUUGGCCGUCUUCCCCCAGAAGCAACUUCUGAGGAUCUUCGUCAAUAUUUUGGACGAUUUGGCCGUAUAUUAGAUGUUUACGUUCCUAGGGAUCCUAAGAGAACAGGUCAUAGAGGUUUUGGAUUUGUUACUUUUGCUGAAGAUGGUGUAGCAGAUCGUGUCUCUCGAAGGUCUCAUGAAAUUUGUGGACAUCAGGUAGCAAUAGAUUCGGCUACACCUGUUGAUGAUGCAGGGCCCAGUGGGAAUUUCAUGAUGAAUAGUAUGGAAUCUUUUGGGGGAUACGGCGGUCCUGUGCGAUCUUAUGGGAGGAUGUAUGGUAGCUUGGACUUUGACGAUUGGGGUUAUGGUAUUGGGAGACCAUCAAGAGCAGAUUGGAGGUAUAGACCAUACUAG
Sphenostylis stenocarpa is the source of this 1143-nucleotide messenger RNA. The record is from the annotation of a GenBank genome assembly. NCBI's taxonomy places the organism in Eukaryota, Viridiplantae, Streptophyta, Magnoliopsida, Fabales, Fabaceae.